Messenger RNA from Lontra canadensis (Northern American river otter), 2851 nucleotides. RefSeq names its product solute carrier family 7 member 8 (gene SLC7A8). The record is from RefSeq and is a predicted model, not a curated record. The transcript has 11 exons. Gene Ontology annotation, cellular component: membrane. Bases 766 to 2370 code for a protein of 534 amino acids. Gene Ontology annotation, biological process: neutral amino acid transport; amino acid transmembrane transport. Gene Ontology annotation, molecular function: L-amino acid transmembrane transporter activity; neutral L-amino acid transmembrane transporter activity. NCBI's taxonomy places the organism in Eukaryota, Metazoa, Chordata, Mammalia, Carnivora, Mustelidae.
AAAGGGAAGCACAAUCGUGUGUGCCAGAGUCACUCUCCCAUAACCUAGAGAGAUGGGGCAGUCUGUGCUGUGAGGACUGACGGAGCUCAGAAGAAAGAAAACAAGGACAGAAAAACAAACGAGACAGAAGAGGACAUCUGGAAAAAGCGGAAGGCAGAAGACAGGGAGGGGAAAACAAACCCACAGCAGGUGGAAACAAGAUCUAGAGCAAACCGGUCUGGUCCACAGUUGUUUUUCUGGAAGAGAAGAAAGUACCGGAGGAUUGCCUGUUUUCCCUUCAGUUAAUGAAAACUCUUAUCUUCAUCAAAAAGAAAAGGCUAAGGGGAGGUAAAGACAAUCUUUGUUUUCUUAGGGGCAGAGCUGAGUGAAACCCAGACUAUCUUUGAAGAGUCUAAAAUAAGCCGCUGCCUGGUACACAUUGCAGAACCAUCCUGGUCUCUGAAGAUCUACAUCCCCUUCAGGAAAAUUCCAGCCGGAGUAGCUGGUACAGUUCUAUUUUUAUAUUUAAAUAUCUAUGUCUCUUCUCCCCCCCCUUUAACAGUCCUUUCCUUGUUCUAAGCACGAGUGACAAGAAAGUGUCAAUACGGAAUAGGAAUAUUUUCAGUUUUCUCUUUAUCUGCCUGAGUCUUUUUUAAGAGGGGUAGGAGUGGUCCUUGUUUCAGAAAAAGACGUUUCAAUUUGAAAGACAGUCUCUUAAAAUAUAUUUACACCCACACUUAUUCAGAAAGAGAGAUACCUUUCGGAGGUGGAAAUCCUACGAGAAAGAUGGAAAAAGGAGCCAGGCACCGAAACAACACUGAAAAGAACCACCCAGGUGGAAGCGAGUCGGAGGCCAGCCCUGAGUCUGGUUCUGGAGGAGGCGGAGUAGCCCUGAAGAAAGAGAUUGGAUUGGUCAGUGCUUGUGGUAUCAUUGUAGGGAAUAUCAUUGGCUCUGGAAUCUUCGUCUCGCCGAAAGGUGUGCUGGAGAACGCCGGCUCUGUGGGUCUCGCUCUCAUUGUCUGGAUUGUGACUGGUCUCAUCACCGCUGUGGGAGCCCUGUGCUAUGCUGAGCUUGGGGUCACCAUCCCCAAAUCUGGAGGUGAUUACUCCUACGUCAAGGACAUCUUUGGAGGACUGGCUGGGUUCCUGAGACUAUGGAUUGCAGUGCUGGUGAUCUACCCCACCAACCAGGCUGUUAUCGCCCUCACCUUCUCCAACUAUGUGCUGCAGCCGCUCUUCCCCACCUGCUUCCCCCCAGAGUCUGGCCUUCGACUCCUGGCUGCCAUCUGCUUAUUGCUCCUCACAUGGGUCAACUGUGCCAGUGUGCGGUGGGCCACCCGGGUUCAAGACAUUUUCACAGCUGGGAAACUCCUGGCCCUGGCCCUGAUCAUCAUCAUGGGAGUUGUCCAGAUCUGCAAAGGAGAGUAUUUCUGGCUGGAACCAAAGAACGCAUUUGAGAAUUUCCAAGAACCCGACAUCGGCCUCAUCGCACUGGCUUUCCUUCAGGGCUCCUUUGCUUACGGAGGCUGGAACUUUCUUAAUUACGUGACUGAGGAACUUGUUGAUCCCUACAAGAACCUUCCCAGAGCCAUCUUCAUCUCCAUCCCACUGGUCACAUUUGUGUAUGUCUUUGCCAAUGUUGCUUAUGUCACUGCAAUGUCCCCCCAGGAGCUGCUGGCAUCAAACGCAGUCGCUGUGACAUUCGGAGAGAAGCUCUUAGGGGUCAUGGCCUGGAUCAUGCCCAUUUCCGUUGCCCUGUCCACAUUUGGAGGAGUCAAUGGGUCUCUCUUUACCUCUUCCCGGCUGUUCUUUGCUGGAGCCAGGGAGGGCCACCUUCCCAGCAUGCUGGCCAUGAUCCACGUGAAGCGCUGCACCCCAAUCCCGGCCUUGCUAUUCACAUGCAUCUCAACCCUGCUGAUGCUGGUCACCAGCGACAUGUACACCCUCAUCAACUACGUGGGCUUCAUCAACUACCUCUUCUAUGGAGUCACAAUUGCGGGACAGAUCGUUCUUCGCUGGCAGAAGCCUGACAUCCCCCGCCCUAUCAAGAUCAACCUGCUGUUCCCCAUCAUCUACCUGCUGUUCUGGGCCUUCCUGCUGAUCUUUAGCCUGUGGUCAGAGCCCGUGGUGUGUGGCACUGGCCUGGCGAUCAUGCUGACAGGAGUGCCUGUCUAUUUCCUGGGUGUUUACUGGCAACACAAGCCCAAGUGUUUCAAUAACUUCAUUGAGUCACUAACCCUCGUGAGCCAGAAGAUGUGUGUGGUUGUGUACCCCGAGAUGGAAGCGGGCUCGGGGAAAGAGGAGAUAAAUGAGGACACAGAGGAGCAGCGGCAGCCCAUCUACCAACCCAUGGCCUCCAAGGAAAAGGACUCGGAGCAGCCCCAACCCUGAGAACCACCAUCACCUCUCAGCUGGCUCCUUCCUCCUAUACCCCAUUUUUGCUCUCCUUCCCUGCCUAGGUCCCCCCAACACACACACACACACACACACACACACACACACACACACACACGGUGUGUCCAGCAGGAGCAGAACCUGGGUGUGGGUGGUAAGAAACUAUAGACAAACACACUGACAUUUGUCAAAGAACCAGCCUCUCGCCACCAGGGCCUGUGUCCAAAACCCUCACCAGGGCUGCUCCAAGAAGUGGGAGGAGAGUGGAGCUUCUGGCGGUACCCCACAGGGCCCUCCCUCCUCAGGAGCCCAGUCAGUACUGCCUUCCCUCCCCAUUCCUGAGCCCAUGGGAGGCCUCUGCUCAGAGAACCGGAAGCAACAGUGAGUCAGUUGGGGAGGGACAGACUCAGGCAAAUCUGUCAUCUUUAAAGGUCAGCUGGAGAGACUAGUAUCACCCUCCCUUUACUAGGGACCCAAG